AUGGUACAAGAGCAAAAUGUAUAUGAACAGGGUGGCGUGUUGCAGGUGAUUGGUAUACUUUUUGUGCAUCAUUUAAUUGCUCACUUGGUUGCCAUCACUAUUGACCCAGCAGACCAAAAUGUGCUGGCCAAGAAGAACUACAACAACCCCAUGCCAGUCUUUGAUAGAAGCAAACACAGACACGUCAUCCAGAACCAGCACUGCUAUCUCUGUGAAGUAGAUGUAGGGCCCAAAGCUAAACACUGUAGUGCCUGUAAUAAGUGCAUUGCAGACUUCGAUCACCACUGUAAGUGGCUCAAUAACUGCGUGGGAGGCAAAAAUUACUGGUUUUUCUUCAAUGCUGUUGUUUCUGCCGUUCUUGGUGUCUUCUUCCUGGUAGUGGUGAUCCUGUAUGUCUUCAUCCAGUACUUUGUGAAUCCAGAAGAACUCCGCACAGCUCCUCAGUUUGAAGGAGCCAGUGGAAAUGCAACAUGGCUGGCCUUUCUUCCUGCUGCUCCAGCGGAGACCACAGCAGCUGGAAUCCUGGUAAUCGCGGUGAUCACUGUACUCUUGGGAAUUGCAUCACUCCUGCUGCUGGGACACUUGUUGGGAUUUCAUCUUUACCUUUUGGGUAAGAAGCUGAGUACUUUUGAUUAUAUGGCACGGUACUGGCGCACAUCGAGUACAAGGGACCAGAGAGCUGAUUUGGAGGCUACAAAAAAUCCAUCUGAUAGAAUGGACCCUCUGCAGGAUAUGUAUUUAGCAAGGCAAAAAAAGGAGUGUGAAGUUCCAGUUGCAUCUAGGACCAGGCAUCAGGAAGCUGGACAACUCUCUAUUAAGCCCCCAAGUGUCAUAUGCACUGAAACAUCAGAUAUUGCUUCCUUUACCAGUUUGUCUCUGAGUCCACAGACUGUGCCAAAAAGGCCCAAAGAGACUACCUGUCAAAAUAGUAAUCAGAACAAAGAAGUAAAUGCAGCUGAAACGAUAAACUUGAGAGACUCGCUGCCUAACUGUGACCAGUCACUAAUUAGGUCUCAUCAGGAAAAUCUCCAUGAGAAUCUCAUGAUGAAUAGCACCGCUCCAAAGCAAUCUACAGACAAAGACAGAUUGGCCAUCUCUGAGGUCCUAAGCCCUGCUGAAAAUGGAAGGUCUGAUGCUCUUCCUGAGGCACAGGCUCAGGCAGAAGACGACGCUGAAAUGUCACAGAGUGGAGGUUUUGCUUUUACGUCAGCAAACAGCAAUGUCUCCCCUGAAACAUUUUUUUCAGACUUGAAAAGUAAUCAAAAGCAAUACUGACUAGAGAAUGGGAGCCCUGGUUAUGAUCGGCUUGCAAGGGCUGAACAGCUUUGACAUAUGUUAUAUCUACGAGAGAGAUCUAUAACACUGCUGAGAGCUGUUUGGAUUCAUCAUUUUUGAGGGCUACAGUGUAGCGGAGGUAAAAAAAAAAAAAAA
This is a messenger RNA of Gavialis gangeticus (Gharial), 1431 nucleotides long. RefSeq names its product probable palmitoyltransferase ZDHHC11B. The record is from RefSeq and is a predicted model, not a curated record. Gene Ontology annotation, cellular component: Golgi apparatus; endoplasmic reticulum. The transcript is spliced from 11 exons. Gene Ontology annotation, molecular function: protein-cysteine S-palmitoyltransferase activity. NCBI's taxonomy places the organism in Eukaryota, Metazoa, Chordata, Crocodylia, Gavialidae. The coding region runs from base 1 to 1275 and encodes 424 amino acids. Gene Ontology annotation, biological process: peptidyl-L-cysteine S-palmitoylation; protein targeting to membrane.